AUGUUGGGCCAGCUUUUUCUGCAAGGACGAUUGGAGAAUAUUGUUGGUAUGAAAGUCAGGGAAAUUGAACCUACUCUUCUCUGUUCACUUCCUCACUGUUUUGUAGAGAUCGAAGCUGGCUACUGCGACAGACUGUUCCAGUCCCUGGUUCCUGCAAUUUUACCAUUUUCCUCUUGUUUUCCAUUUGCUCGGCUCCGAGAAAGUGAUGACGGGGACAAGAACCACACCAUGUCGUCAUCAACCUCAGCUGAAGAAAUGCUCGAUCAGAGCAAAGGAAAUCAGCUUCCGGUUCCUGUGCUCGGAAUCACAUUGCAGUUUCAAGGAAGCAACCAACUUCUUGCUGCUCGCUCUUUGCAAAGCCUGCCCGAAGUUGGAUGGCAACCGUUGGUCCUCCCUGGUGCUGUGGCCCGUGUCCUUGACGAUGGGUUGCAUUACUUUAUUCAUGAAAGUCUUAGUCUACCACUCCUCGCUGUAAAAACCGGGUGUCCCCAGGCUGGGGUUCAACUUGUGGUUUUCGUCCAAGAAGAAGGCAACUUCCGUGUAAUGGAACAGUUUUAUAGUAAACUGUUUGGGGUGAAACCCAUCGAACAAGGAACCCCGGGUGGCACAAUCUGCACCUCCAUUAUGCCACUCUCACCGCAGAUGGAAUUUGUGCUUGCUUUUUACCGUGGCCUGAAAACUCAGUCAAUGAAAAAGGCUGCCCUCUACGUUCAUGUGAAGGACGUCUACACGAUCCGUGGGAUCAUAAAGAUCUGCACAGACUACUGGCAUAUAAACGAUCCGGAAGGGAAUCGGAUUGUGAUCUUCCAGAGUCUCAAGUGA
Acanthosepion pharaonis is the source of this 822-nucleotide messenger RNA. Lineage: Eukaryota; Metazoa; Mollusca; Cephalopoda; Sepiida; Sepiidae. The record is from the annotation of a GenBank genome assembly.